This is a messenger RNA of Penicillium longicatenatum, 594 nucleotides long. Its product is annotated as D-aminoacyl-tRNA deacylase. NCBI's taxonomy places the organism in Eukaryota, Fungi, Ascomycota, Eurotiomycetes, Eurotiales, Aspergillaceae. The coding region runs from base 1 to 594 and encodes 197 amino acids. The record is from RefSeq and is a predicted model, not a curated record. Gene Ontology annotation, cellular component: cytoplasm. The transcript has 5 exons. Gene Ontology annotation, biological process: tRNA metabolic process. Gene Ontology annotation, molecular function: D-tyrosyl-tRNA(Tyr) deacylase activity.
AUGAAAAUUGUCAUUCAAAGAGUCAAAUCGGCUUCGGUAUCCGUUGAUGAAGAAUUGAUCUCAUCUAUUGGCCGCGGACUGCUGGUGUUUGCAGGGAUUGGUCACGAUGACACCGAGAAGGAAGCAGAGAAUCUUGUGAAUAAGGUGCUGAAGGCAAAAUUUUGGCCAGAUGAUGAUGGCAAACAGUGGAAGAAGAAUGUGCAGGAAAUAGAGGGCGAGGUACUCUGUGUCUCCCAGUUUACCCUCUAUGGCAAGAUGAAGAAAGGCAAUAAACCCGAUUUCCACGAUGCAGCCAAGCCCGAGACUGCCCGCAAGGUCUACGAUCACUUCUACAACAAAAUGAGCUCCUCCUAUAAACCUGAACGAGUGAAAAAUGGUGUCUUCCAGGCGAUGAUGGAGGUGGAAUUAAAAAAUGAUGGGCCAGUGGGUGUUGACUACCGCAGUGAAGACGCGGCGGUUACUAUUGAGAUCAAUACCAAUCUUCCGAAGAAGGAGCCUAAAGAGCCCAAGGCUGACACGAACGACGAGAGCGGGGAGGCGGAUGAGAUCAACCGUACAUUUGAAUUCAAAUUACCGGCAGAGUUGCUGCAAUAA